Messenger RNA from Oncorhynchus gorbuscha (pink salmon), 2643 nucleotides. RefSeq names its product protein transport protein Sec16A-like. The record is from RefSeq and is a predicted model, not a curated record. NCBI's taxonomy places the organism in Eukaryota, Metazoa, Chordata, Actinopteri, Salmoniformes, Salmonidae. The coding region runs from base 1371 to 2201 and encodes 276 amino acids. The transcript is spliced from 8 exons.
AGUAACCCCGCGGGGUUCUAUGAGAUACACCUCGUCCUCAUCACACAGGCACUAUAAUUAGCUGUGUGGGUGUAUGCUUGUGUGAAGGUGGAGAUCAUGGUGUUUAUUCAAAGCAUUUUACUUUGUAAAAUAGAAUGAGUUCAAGCCCAAGAACAUCAAGAAUAAGAAGAAGGUGAGUAUUAUCAUGUCUGUGGACGAAAACAGAAGGUAAGGGGGCGGGGUCUCAACGAUAGGAGAUGGAUUGGGGCGUGUGGCUAUGUGGGGUUUAUUUUGGAUAAUCUCUGAAGAGGGGUUUGUAUGAACGCUGUCUGUUGGUGAUAAGUGUGUGUCGGGAUGGGGAUGUUUUGGUGUCUACAGGGAUGUCAACAACAGCAACAGUACUUGACUUUAUCGUGCUACCAGGGAGCUAGCAUGUUGCACUUCUUUAGGCUGUGUUACGUAGGACUGACACACACACAGUGAUACGGCUGCUUCUUGCCAACAGGAAACUGUGAUAUGAUAAUGACAUGUAUUGAGGUCAGCUGGCCCCGUUCCUUACAAGAAGGAGCAGGAUGAUUCCCACAGCAGCAACAUUAUCCAGGUCACCAACCAAAAUCUGGGAGGGGCCUAAAAUACUGUAAUUCAACCAAAGGACUAUCAACUCACUGUAACUUAUUGUAGGUCUAUUUAUAGAGGAACUUAUUCAGUUGUUUAGUGUUAACGUGUUUUUAUAAGACAUUGGCCUAUAACACAGAGUUGGAAGCAGACGUUCAGCAAUGACUCUCCUAUAGACUUCUAGUGUAACAAAGAUGGUUCUGUACAUAUUUAAAAACUUAGAUGUAUUGAGUUUCAGUGGGUUUUUAGAAUGGCUUUACUUUUCCACAGUGCAAAUGUCAGUGUUCCAUUAGGCCUUGUGGUUUCCUGGGUCCUGAUUCUGGCAUUGGACAGAAUAAUCCUCAUAGUAUCCUCAUCCUCAUCUUCAAUCUCAAUUCCACAUGAUAUGGAAUUAAAUGCAACUGUGGAUUGAUUAUGUCACAAUCAAUAGAAGAGUCUUUGGUUACUAUGGCGUUGUUAACCUAGAUGAACUGUUAGUCAUGCGGUCGUGAUUAUGACUCAAUAUGUCAGAACACUGAGAAACACCACUGCUGUUCUGUCCAUAGAAAUAGAAUCAUGUUCUAGUUCUCUGGUUCCGUCAUUCAAGCACAAGACAGAAAGUUGCCUGAAGGCUGUGGAUCAUUGUAUUGUUGACCCAGACGGAGUGUACUUCACAAGGAUUGUCUUUUUCUGAGAAAGCUAACCAUGGAUAACUCUCCUGAAGUGAACCAGGAGCAGGGAGACAUACCAAUGAUCCCAUUGGUCCAUGAGCCCAUGUCAGGCUCCUUGAUGACAACAUGCCUAUGGCACCUGAAGCGGAGGGCAUCCAACUGAAGAACGUCACCCCUGCACAGUGGGACAGAAUCCUCCCGAUAGGAAUCAUCCACAGGGAGGAUCCCAACAAGAACCAAUCAUUCCAACAAGGCGUCAUCCCAAUCAAAAACAAUGGAAUGGAACAGAUGGAAUAUCAUGGACCACCUCCACCUCCCAUCAUCCCCAUGGUGGGAUCCUGGGACGCUGGAGUGAAUGCUCCACGUUGUGGAGAUUUCUAUGCCAGGAGAAAAGAUAUCCGGAGUAGAUAUGUGGCGGAUCCUGCUUUAAUGACCAUCACCAAGCCAGAACACUUCGAGGCCAACCCUCAGAGCCAGGCUGGCAGUUGGCCGGUGGCUAAACCUCAGCGCCCAGCACCCCCAGUACAGAAAACACGAAACAGUGGAGGCUGGCUCAGGUGGUUCUUCGGUGAAAAGGAAGAAGUUCCUCAGAUGACAAGGAUACCAGAUGACAAGCCUAAUUCUAUUGUCUGGGAUCAAAACCUGCACAGAUGGGUUAACGCAAGUCCCAUGCCCAAGACUGAGAACAAGCCUGUUCCACCUCCUCCCCCGAUGGGGAUGUAUCUGGGGAAUUCUAGUCUCCCCAAAGGAGUGAAUCCUUACUCCAUGAAAGCAGCAGAUCAAGGAAGCCUAGGGGACAGGUAUCCCAAGCUAUUGUACCAUGGUGGGAUCACCACAACGCCUCCAUACCAGGGUCCUGGAUCGCUCCCUGCCCAGCAUGCAACACUCAUGGCACCGAUGACUGUGCCAUUCGAUUUUGACAGGCAGAAACUUGGCCCAGGCACUCUACCCUUUUGAGAAUUGACACUGAACAAUCCUUCUGCAACGAUUUAUUUAAUUAGCUUUAAUAUACAGCAACACUUGGCUGAAGUUGCAGUGAUUUUUAAGCUAUUUAUUUUUGUCCCACAGGUCAUUUUCCAGGAGGGAUCAUUUGAUAUUUCAGCAUUUUAAAAGACAAAAUCAAAUAAGAUUUCGGGCUUUGAAAAGUUAUUAAAAGUCUGUAUGUUCACGUAGCUUUGAUAUGUUUUCUGGCAUCCUUUACAAGCCCAUCGCUUGUGCACAUUUCUCUAUGUUACAUACUUUACAGAUGGGUAUAUUAUUUAUACAUAUGUUUUUCAAAAUAAACAUAAUAUCAAAUGUAAAUAAAGUGCAUUUUAAAUUGUACACCAAUAUAUUGCAAUAUAUGACAUUACUUCAGGCCUAGCGUUGUGGGUGGGCCUUAGGGAGCCAUGCUCGCCCU